AUGGGUUCAGGGCGGGGCGCUCCUGCCUUUUCACAACUACGGAUCACUAUGACAUGGCCUUGGAGCAAGAAUGACUGGAAGCUUGAAGAUGGUCUCAAGUUGUAUUAUGACGUCAGGAGCAAGAAUGACUGGAAGCUUGAAGACGGUCACAAGUUGUAUUAUGGCGUUAUUAGCAAGGAUGUCUGGAAGCUUGAAGACGGUCAAAAGCUGUAUUAUGAUGUCAAGAGCAAGAAUGACUGGAAGCUUGAAGACGGUCACAAGCUGUAUUAUGACGUUAUUAGCAAGGAUGACUGGAAGCUUGAAGACGGUCACAAGUUGUAUUAUGACGUCAGGAGCAAGGAUGACUGGAAGCUUGAAGACGGUCACAAAUUGUAUUAUGACGUCAGGAGCAAGGAUGACUGGAAGCUUGAAGACGGUCACAUGUUGUAUUAUGACGUCAGGAGCGAGGGUGACUGGAAGCUUGAAGACGGUCACAUGUUGUAUUAUGGCGUCAUUAGCAAGGAUGACUGGAAGCUUGAAGACGGUCACAAGCUGUAUUAUGAUGUCAGGAGCAAAAAUGACUGGAAGUUUGAAGACGGUCACAAGUUGUAUAAUGACGUCAGGAGCAAGGAUGACUGGAAGCUUGAAGACGGUCACAAGCUGUAUUAUGGCGCCAUUAGCAAGGAUGGCUGGAAGCUUGAAGACGGUCACAAGUUGUAUUAUGACGUCAUUAGCAAGGAUGACUGGAAGCUUGAAGACGGUCACAAGUUGUAUUAUGACGUCUGUGGAAAAUUACAUUUAUCUUUUCGUAAAAAUAAUGAGCUAAAUUUGCUGGUACGCAGAUCUACUAAAAGACGCACAAGAAGCUCCAUAUCUGCUCAUUCUCCAGGUGUAACUACCCCACAAACUGUUCCCAUUAAUGGUAGUCACCCAUCUUCUGCAAAAGCUUCAGAAUCUGGAGCCAAACUGAGCACAAAGCUUUCAUCUUCUGUGAAUGUCUCCGGAGAUAAAGUGCCCGGUGCAACCCCUGUGGGAGAAUCACCUCUGGACACAACUGUGGACAUAAAACCCAAAACACCAAAGUCACAUAGCGUUGUUAAGCAAAACAGAUUGGUUAAGACAGCUACACCAUCUUCAACACGAAAGUCCCAAAAUGGAGGAAAUCACCAGAUUAAUACUCCAAAAAACAAAACCAAGCUCUUGGAAGGUUCAGAAAUUACUAAACCAACAUUUACAAUUGGAAGAGAUGAUCUUCCAUAUGACAGAAAGGAGGGGUCUAAAGAUGGUAGCUCCAACAUUCCUCGAUUUUUGUCUUAUGUGCGAAAGUUGAAGGUACCCAAUUUUGCCAAAAUUCACGAACGGGCGUUCAGUCGAAUGGAGGCACUUGAUGACUAUGUAGAAAAGAAACAAAAGCUAGCAGAUAAUGUAGAAAGUGCGAAGAAAUCACAGAUUACAACUGAGAAGGUGUUUCAGCCAACUGUUACCAGCGUCAAGAACUUAAAUCUAAAUUUUGCAUCCCCAAGGUCUUCAACCAGGAAGACUCCAGCUUUUUCUAAGUACAUAGUGGCUCAAUCUAAGAGUCCCAAACCUAACACCUCUCUAAAAGUAAUGUCAAGCUCACAAAAAACUCCAAAAUUAGCCCAGAUUUCUGAGAAGACUGGAAAGGAGUCCUUCCCUUCCAGCAGUAAGCCUUCGAAGUCUCCAAGGGCAACAAGGAAGGAUGCAGGUGUAACCCAACGAUUACCUAAAAAUAAGUCCUACAUUAAAAAAUCUCCAAGAACAUCUCCAAGAAAUGCUGUAUCAGUUUGCAAGAACUUACAGAAACAAGGCUCUGAAACAACUUCAAAGGUCACAUCGGUCAAGAAAGUUUCACCAGUUAGAGGCCCAAAUGUCUUGUCAAAACUUCACAAAGAAAACGUUAAACCUGUGAAUCAGUCUGUGCCGAGUCCUGCUGUUACUAGCAAGCUUACUUCUGUGAAUCUCUCAUGCAUAGGUUCUGUUAACAAGAGGUCUGAGUAUGAUCCAAAGGCCACCAUUAACAAGCCCUUGAAUUAUAUACCAUACAAGGGAACUUUGAAACCAAUUGCUGACCGAGAAACAUUGAAGAAAAUGGCAGAAAGGAAACCUAAUCUUAAAUCCAGGCAUGAAAUGCGUGAGGGCCAGAGGAAAAUACUAAAGGGAGUCAGAUUCAACAAAAGGUUCGAAUUGCAGAUGGCUAAUCGAGGCAUUACCUUAUAGAGAUGAAAUAGUCUUUCCUUAAUGGAAUGGUUCUGUUUAUUGGUAUUAUUGGUAAAGGCUUAAUCAUUCUCGUUGCAUUAUUACUUGUAUACUGCACAUUGGUAUGUAUGCAUAUCUGUGCUCCCCUACACAAUACACUCUCCUCUAUGUAGUUGCAGUGGUUAAGCCCUUAUUCCUAGCCUGACCUCUCAACUUGCUGCUUGCCAGAAUCCCACCAUCUCAGCUUUGUGGGCCCUAUUACACCUGCUCUCAAAACUAUAUACAUGUAUAUAGCUUACCACUACCACUUCCUCACCAAGAUCAUUCAGUUAUUUCAUUUCUGACCACCCUAAGAUUGAAAAAAUACUUCCUGACAUCCCUGUAGCUCAUUUAUGUCUUAUGAAGAGAUUGUACCUAAAGACUUGCAGCCAGUGCUUCAGCUUAUGCAUUUACUAAGGUACUGGAUAUGGAUCUAAAUGGCAUUGACCUGAAAAUAGUGAAAAAAAUCGUGUUUACAGAAAGAGCUUUUGUAGAAAUAUGGUAUAAAAUACCAAGAUGAUACCUAUAGAAAGAAAUAGAGUAUAAUGUAGGCUUUUAUUGAUAACAUUUUUGCCCACACACAGAGUGCAGUCAGGUUAUAUGUAAAAUGAAUGGUGGAUGUAAGGUCUUCUUAGCUUGCAUUGGCAGGCCUGUUGCAGUGUUCCUAUGAAUUUUUGCUAUGUAACGAGACUAUUUAAAAGCUUCAUGGCAAGCAACUUAGCUAUGUUGUAGACAUCAUUGUUCUGAUUGAAAUUGUUGGACAAGUUGACGAGGGCUGAUUCUAAGAUGCUAUGCUACGUUUAGGUGUUCUCUUUCUUGAAAGAGAACACGUAAGUCAAGUGACUGGGAAUUAUCACGUGAAACUCAGACGUUAUCUAGGUCAUUAAUUUUACGGGUGUAUUGGUGUUCAGAAAUGCAUUAGUGGAAGUCUGGAUGCCUUGCUUGCAUAUUGUAUCUUGGUAAUUCCAGGGAAUUAUUAUAUCCCUGCAGUGGUUUGAACUUGUUGACAGUGUCUCUUGCACAGUCUCUCUCAAUGAUUGCAACAAAAUAUACGUGGGAGAAACAUCAGACGAUUUCUUCAAACAUUCGUGAACACCAGAAUUCCAGUAAAAUUGAUGACUAAUAAUACCUGCAUUUCACACUUAAAACCAAUUGAGUAAUUUUAUGAGUACACUACUCAUCAUCCAGGAAGACAUCCAGAAUCAGCACUCCUCAAUAUAUCCCACAAUUUCAACCAGAAAAACAGUUGCAGUCGGCCUGCUGACCGAAGUUAGAUAAACCCUACACCCACUACUCAUCUCAUACCUAACCUGGAAUCUCACUGCUUCCUCUCCAGGUUCAUCUGUUUGAUUGGAUGAAGCUUACUGCAAGGGCAAAAUGUUGCCAGUUAAUACAUUAUACUGCAUUUGUAUCUUUAAAUGGAAUGAGUUUCAAUGGGACAUUUUGAUCUCUUCAGAUCUUUUUCAAAGGAUACAAAUUGCACACACAUGUAUACUGUAUACAGCAUGGCUAAGUACAGGGGAAGCAGUAUAUGUGUGCAGAAUUCCUAUUUUUUUUUAAGAUACAGUACUUACAACAUAUUCUUGCAGUAUGAUAAAAUUUAAUUAUUGUAUAUUUUGCUGUAUUUCAUUAAUUUUUUUUUUUUUUUUUUGCCAUUCUUAAAAAAUCAAAUACAGUAUAUGGAUUUUUUUUAAUAUUUUAAGGCUUAUUCAGGUCAGAAGUAAACAAUAAAUUUGUUACUUAUACUGAAUUCAGAGUUUAUGAAAUGUAAAUGUUAGAGUAGAUUUCACCAUAGUAACUAGAUAUUAUCACUAGUUAUAGCAUAUAUUCUUGAUUACUAACAACAUAAUUCCUUAUAUAAAUCAUUUUUAUU
This is a messenger RNA of Cherax quadricarinatus, 4108 nucleotides long. Lineage: Eukaryota; Metazoa; Arthropoda; Malacostraca; Decapoda; Parastacidae. The record is from RefSeq and is a predicted model, not a curated record.